Bactrocera latifrons is the source of this 3863-nucleotide messenger RNA. Its product is annotated as MPN domain-containing protein CG4751. Gene Ontology annotation, cellular component: BRISC complex; BRCA1-A complex. The record is from RefSeq and is a predicted model, not a curated record. Gene Ontology annotation, molecular function: metallopeptidase activity; polyubiquitin modification-dependent protein binding. Gene Ontology annotation, biological process: double-strand break repair. NCBI's taxonomy places the organism in Eukaryota, Metazoa, Arthropoda, Insecta, Diptera, Tephritidae.
GAUAUAUUGUGUGAAUGUAGUUCUAAUGGUUGGUUACAAACUUGUAUAAUGCAAAAUAAGUUUCUUCAUUAGAGUUAGUGUACUAAGUUAAAAUUAAGGAAAUUAUUAAAAUGGACAUAACAAACUCUGAUGGCCAGAAAGGGAAGUAUAUUGAGUUGGUCAUAAUUGAUGCUGAAAUUAAUCAAAAUAAUGAAGCAUCACGUUCACUUGUAGACGACAAAGAUGUUGAUAGUGAAGAUGACAAUGACUAUGAGGCUAAAGAGAAUUAUGACGGAUUAAAUGGCACCAAUCGAACAGUCACAUUACAAACAUUAAUGAGUGCAAAUGUUUUGCAGCCAGGUAAAGCGGUAAUGACUAUAGACUAUUUGGGCCAAAAAUUUUUCGGAGAUUUGAUGCCGGACGGUAAAAUAAAAUCACAAGAAACUGAAACAUUAUUUCUUACUCCAAGUGCGUGGGCAGUGCAUUGCAAACGUUUUAUAAAUCCGGAAAAAAAAAGCGGAUGUGGUUGGGCAUCUGUGAAAUAUAAGGGGAGAAAGUUAGAUGUCUAUAAAAAUUCAUGGCUACGAAAAUGUGCCUUGCAAAAAGAUGUCAAUUUCGAUGAUUCAGAAUCAGAAGCGGAUAAAAAGUCGGAUUGCCUUUUGCCAAAUAUAAAGCGAAAUAUAUGUUCAUACAAUACUAUAAUGAACCGAAAUUUACCACAUGAUGGAAAUAUGUUAAUAAAAGCAGUGUCGUUUAUAUCGAUGGGAAAAGUACAACCAUUUUUAAUUACAUUUAAUUCUUCGGCUUUGCUGCUGGUUGACUUCCAUUGCCACUUAACCAUGCGCGAAGUUUGCGGUUAUUUUGGAGGCCAUUGGGAUAUAAAUACUCACACUUUGAACAUAACGAAGACAUAUCCUUGCAGAAAUAUGCAAAAAUCGGUUCAAGAAGAAAAACAUAUAAAAAAUAUGAUAAUGUGUGAUCAACUUCUGCUUGUGGGGUGGUAUCAUUCCCAUCCGAAAUUUCAAGCGGAUCCUUCAUUGCGAGAUUGCGAUGCACAGUUAGACUUCCAAAUUCGAAUGCGCGGAUCUUCAGAUACUACGUAUACACCGUGUGUGUCAACAAUAGUUUCUCCAUAUUAUGAUGAAAAUCCMAGCUUAGAAWCAGUAMUUAAAUCAAUAUGGGUUAUGCCGCCGAAUGAGACCAARSAGGUWUUGGAAUAUGGACGUCCGAURUUAAUGCAAUAUUCAGUCAUAUUGGAUAAGGAAGCACCAGCAUAUGUGCAUUCUGAAUUGCAAGCAUGUGCGACCUAUUAUGCAAAGUYGCGAAAUGAAUUAAUUAAAUUUAACAGCAUUUUUAUUGAAGACGUAACAUUUUUAGAAAAGUUAAAMCACACUUUAUAUUUAAAACUUCCUGCGGAACAGGAUAAUACUAUCUUUUGGAACURGAUUUGUGAAAUUUUAGGUUGUGGGAACGAWGGMAAAUUUAUUCUUCCUAAAACAAUGACACAUAUUGGCAAUAAGGCUWAACAYACUUCUUCUGUAGAAUACAGUGUUGAUUUACAUCAACACGAAAUUAAACAMGUUAUAUAUGAUAAAAAAWUUGUGGAAAUAGAAAAACAUAAUCUUGAUAGAAASGGUAGYGAAAUAAAAAUUCUGUCGCUGCAGGAGCAACUUUGUUUACCAUCUGGAUUAAACAUGAAUCCAGUUCGUACAUUUGCWUCUUYGACGUCGUCUAAUCAGUUAGGAUCCAAUAAUAUACCAUCGUUAACGACUAAAAGUACUAAUGUUUCAUCUAACCAAACAUCUACUAGUUCGAUCGUUACAACUUUAAGUUCAGAAAUACUAUCGCCUUUGUCAACUAUUGGAUCGGCUUUACCAACUGUCUCUUUUACAGAAAUACAUUUACAUGACAGUCCAAUAACGGUACCUUCMUGCUCCGCAAGUCCAGUUAAAUCAGAAAUACCUUUAUUAAGCUCCCCUUCACCUACCAAAUCAGAAACACCACUGUAUUCUCAGCAUUCUAACAGUGCAACAUUACUUAAUUCUAGAAAUCAAAAUAUAUUAAACAUAACAUCGAAUUACGAGAUACCAAAUGAGUCUCAAACACAAUUAACAGAAUUCCAUUCUACAACGAAUGAUUUGGUCGCCGCAAGUUUAGUCCAUUUAGCUGAUCGGCUAGCCCCUAAUUUUAUACAAAAUGAUCUGACUAACAUUUUUCAACAGCAUAGUGCUGAUAAAAAUAAUCGAAGCUCUACUAAUGAUCAAAUCAUUUCUGAAAGGAGCGGAGAACAAAAAGAUAAUUCAUGUGAAACAGUUGUAAGUGGUUACACAAAAAACUUCAAUGCAUCACGAUCGUUGGGAACRCAGAAUCAAGAAACUGCUGAAAGUACUAAAAACAAAGCGGAGCCGUCGAGGCUUUCAUCACCUGUAAUCUUCUCAUCUAAUAACACAAGCUUAUAUAAAACAAAACUUAUGAAAGAAUUGGAUARUAUAAAAAAUGAUCCCUUAAAAAUGAAUGAACUUAUGCGCUCUCCGGAAUAUGCUGCUCUCCUUUUACAUCAGGCGGAAGCGCUCGGUGCAACUACACUCGGCACACUUGGUUUAGGAUCUGAUUUAAAUUUUUUAACAGGCACUACCCUUGGAUCUAAGACCGAUCAAACGCAGACACCUGACUACAAUAAUUUAGCUCAAGUUUCGAAAUUUCUCGGGUAUGAAACUUGUAUGCAAUUGGCAAAAGCAGAUGAUUUUAGCGCUUUUAUACAACAACAAAUGGGCGCUGUGGCAGCUGCUGCAUUGGUAAAUGUGUCCCUUUCAUCGAAAAAGCAAAAACAGUCAGAAUCUCAAGUUMAAACGGACUAUGGUUCACUUUUACAAACAUAUUCAAAACUUUUUGAAAAUGAAAAUAAUUUUCGUUGCGGAUUGGUUGCAGGAAAGUCCUUAAAUAACCCGCAUAAUGAAUUAUCUGAUUUGCUUUCAGUUGGAGCCGAUACUGACCUUUCUUCAUUUGAUUCCAAACUGAAGACCAAAGAUGUUUCUUCACAAAAGCAAAGUGAAAAUCAAAAUCAGACUGAAAAUUCAYUUUUUUACCACCAGAAUAAGGCUGUUUCUCAAUUGAGUUCACUAUUUGCUCCUUCAACACCGACAGCUAACUUAUCAYCUUCUAAUAAAUUGUGCAAUAGUACGAAUUCGACGAAUGUGGCUGCCAUUGUAGAUUCCCCUAGUUUCUUUAAUGCAUUUUCUCAAGAAAAAGCUCAAGAAUAUACAUUUUUUCAGCAGCAACAUAUUAAACAAGAUGAAAAUUUUUUUCUUUCGCCUGCUACUAUGUUAAAAUUACAGAAAGAUUCGCUAUCUGCAAUGAUGAUGAAACCACCUAAAUCAACCUCAUCAACUCUUGCGACAAUAUCUCGUUCACGUGAAGCUUCAACGUCUACAGUACUAAGUACAAUAAAAGGCGGCUCUGCCAAUAGUAUGAAGUAUAAUUAUAGUGCAAUAGACUUGGCAGUUUCUAGUAUUCAGUCCAACACKUCUGCUCCGAUUUCGGUUGAAGCUAGUAACAAUUUGAUGUCGAAACGAAUACCUUCAAAUACACCACCUGUUGAUCUCAGCCGUCUUUAUAGUGAAGGUCAAUCUGCAUCCGUAAUUGGUUCCCUAAAAAAGCGUAUGGAAUUCUCAUCCAUAGCAGAGCUUGCUGCACCUCCACCUACAAAAAUUUCAAAAGAAUUAAAUUAAAUUAAUKCAGUCUYUGAAWUACAYUGAAAGAAAUAUUCACAAUAAUAUAUUUUAAAAGUGGAAUAGCAUUAGCCAUUAUUUUGACAAACUUUGGAAAACCAUCAUUUAUGUAUUUGGUAAAAAAUAAUAAACUUAUUGUAUUUUUUUUUAGAAAUA